Synchiropus splendidus (mandarinfish) is the source of this 3752-nucleotide messenger RNA. RefSeq names its product synaptosome associated protein 91a (gene snap91a). The coding region runs from base 404 to 3250 and encodes 948 amino acids. NCBI's taxonomy places the organism in Eukaryota, Metazoa, Chordata, Actinopteri, Syngnathiformes, Callionymidae. The transcript is spliced from 28 exons. Gene Ontology annotation, cellular component: synaptic vesicle; extrinsic component of presynaptic endocytic zone membrane; clathrin-coated vesicle. The record is from RefSeq and is a predicted model, not a curated record. Gene Ontology annotation, molecular function: 1-phosphatidylinositol binding; SNARE binding; phosphatidylinositol-4,5-bisphosphate binding. Gene Ontology annotation, biological process: clathrin-dependent endocytosis; clathrin coat assembly; synaptic vesicle budding from presynaptic endocytic zone membrane.
UCCUACCGCCCGGGUCGAAGCGCGAAUAGUCGGGGGUCGCUGGCUGACGGAGAGCCCACAGGAAGCGACCAGGGGAGGUGGAGAGGGGAGGAACAGCGGAUGGGGGAGGAUGCGAGUGAGGGUCUGAGGUCCCCUUGAGUGUCCUGCUGAGACCGAGUCCGAGCGAAGAGGAGGAUAAUCCAGGAACACUGGGAGCAUCAUCCGGGAAGAGUGACGGAUAUCUGGAGGUGCUUUCGCUGGAUUUCUGCUGCAUUUCCGCUCCAUGCCGCUUCACUUUUGACUUUACUCCGUCUUAUUAUGCAAUAAAUUGGUGUGGGAGGGGGUCGUGUGUUAGUGUGCCAGCUGGUUGUGUCGAGGACCACCGUUGCUGAGCUGGUUGGACUCACACCGGAAAGGAGACAAGAUGUCGGGUCAGACCCUGACGGACCGCAUCGCCGCGGCUCAGUACACCCUCACGGGUUCUGAGGUGUGUCGAGCUGUGUGUAAGGCCACCACACAUGAACAGACUGCACCUAAGAAGAAGCACCUGGAGUACUUGAUCCAGGCCACCCAGGACACCAAUGUGAACGUCCCACAGAUGGCCGACACGCUGAUGGAGAGGGCAGGCAAUGCCAGCUGGGUUGUUGUUUUCAAAGCCCUGAUUACAACACACCACCUCAUGGUGCACGGCAACGAGAAAUUCCUGCAGUUUUUGUCAUCAAGGAACACAUUGUUCAAUCUCAGCAACUUCCUCGACAAAACAGGCUCACAUGGGUAUGACAUGUCCACAUUCAUCAGACGCUACAGUCGCUAUCUCAACCAGAAGGCUUUCGCCUACAGGCAGAUGUCAUUCGACUUUGUCCGGGUCAAAAAAGGAGCUGAGGGAGCCAUGAGGACAAUGACAGUGGAGAAGCUGUUAAAAGGAAUGCCCACCUUGCAGGGUCAAAUAGAUGCAUUGCUGGAUUUUGAAGUCCAUGCACCAGAGCUGAACAACGGAGUGAUAAAUGCCUGCUUUCUGCUCCUCUUCAAAGACCUGAUCAAGUUAUACGCCUGCUACAAUGAUGGGAUCAUCAAUCUGCUAGAAAAAUUCUUCCAGAUGAAGCGAAGUCAGUGUAAAGAUGGCUUGGAGAUCUAUAAAAGAUUUCUAACAAGAAUGACGCGGGUUUCAGAAUUCUUCAAAAUCGCUGAGCAAGUGGGGAUUGACAAAAAUGACAUUCCAGAACUCACUCAGGCCCCUGAGAGCCUGCUGGAGUCCCUGGAGACCCAUCUCAACACCCUGGAAGGCAAGAAGCCGUCGCCCACCAAGCAAGAAACAGCAGCUAAUAACAGCACAUCACCUGCUGCUGCUGCGGCGGCGCCGCCCCCAAAACCCACUGCCCCUGCUCGUCCCGGGCCUCCUGCCAAACCCCCACCGCCGUCUAUCACACCCACAGCACCAGCGCCAGCCAUUGCUGCCAGCAAUGCUCUUGAUGAUGGAUUCUUGUUAGAUUUGGACCCCAUUUCUUCAGCAGGGGGCGCAGCAGCGUCAUCAUCCACAACUGGAUGGGGAGAUCUUUUGGCUGACGCUCCGGCUACCAAUGGCAAAGUGGCACCAGCACCUGCGGCUGCUGCGUCCGCUGUUGCCCCUCCAGCUGCAGCUCCCGCCUCCGCUCCUGCAGUUGCUGCACCUAUUGCCGUUGCCGCUGCUGCUGCUGCAGCUACAUCAACUCCCGCCUCUUUGCCUGUUGCCGCUGCUUCCAUCAACUCAGCCACAGACAUCGACCUCUUCGGAGAUGCGUUUGCACCUUCUCCAGGAGACGGUCCUGCCGUGGCCGCUGGUCCAGCUACAGAUGCCUUUGGUGAAUCUGACCCUUUUGCAACGACCGAGGGAAGUGCAGACAUUGCGCCUGAGAUGGACCUGUUCGCAAUGAGACCCGCUGAAUCCAGCGCCACAGCCAUCACCCCUCCAUCCUCUAGUGAGGCGCCGACCAUCGUCGCCCCCAUCGCAGCCCCCACCCCUUCUUCCUCCUCCACCACCACCACUACUACUGACACCACCACCACAGAGUCUGCAGCCGCGCCGACUCUAGAUCUCUUUGGUGAUAUGUUUCAAUCAAUGCCUGAGCAAAGCCCUACCACUGAAUCCAAAGCUGCUACCACUCCUAGCGUAGACCUUUUUGGUGCAGACCUUCCUGCUGUUUCACGCGGGCCCUCUCCUUUGCCCGAGCCGGCUCCGGCUGGAGACAUCGUGACAGACUCAUAUUCCUCUCCUGCUGCUGCUGCGACUGGUUCUUCUCCUGAAGCUCCUGCUGACGCUCCUGCUGCUGGAUCUCCAGCUCCAGAGGCUUCAUCUCCCCCAAAAGCAGAAGCAGAACCAGUCAUUGAUCUGCUGGACUCCUUCGGUGGCCCUGUGGAACAGACACAAAGUUCUGCCCCAGGAGGACCGGGAGAUGACCUGCUGGGAGGUUUAAUGUCGCCCACCCUGGCGCCUACCGCCGCCACGGCACUGGCUCCGGCACAAGUGCAGAAUGAUCUUCUGGAAUCAGGCUUUGACACUCUUGGCUCUCUACCAUCGCCAACGCCCCCAGUACCUGCUGCAGUUCCGGUGGUACCACUGGCACCAGUCACUGCAGCAGCACCAGAGCCAGCAGCUGUGGCAGCAGCUCCCUCUGGUGGAUUCGAUGCAUCAAUGUUUGACGGACUAGGCGACUUGCUGAUGCCGGCGGUGACGCCCCAGAGCUCUGGCGGCAGCACAGGCGGGAGUGCAGCAGGCAGCAUGGGCACUCCGGUGGCUGUAGAGAGCGUCACUGCGGCGCCCCCUCCCACCCCGCCCCCCACCAAAACUGUCGGGGGAGAUCUGGACUCGUCGCUGGCUAACCUGGUCGGAGAUCUGGGAGUGAAGAAAAAAGACCCCCUGAGUGAGAGGAAGUUGACAGGAGGUGCCAACUGGACCCCUCAAGUGGCCCCAACCAGCUGGGCAACACCAGGAGCCCCCAUGUCUGGAGCAGCACCUGGAGCGCCGGGAGCAGCGCCCCCUGGUGGACCAAUGGUAGCCCCAAUGAGCGCACAGCCAGGAUUCACCAUGGCUGCUGCUGGAGGACCUGGCGCCCCCAUGAUGCCGCCCAUGAUGGGGCAGCCAAUGAUGGGUCAGCCCAUGAUGAGACCACCAUUUGCUGGAGCUGCACCCGGAGCUGCUGCCCCUGGAGCGCCGAUCUCCACAGCACCUGCCAGUCAAAGUCCCAAAAAACCCAAGGACCCUCUGGCAGAACUCGACCUCAAGGACUUCUUAUAACACCCAAACUGGACCCUCUGACCUGGUGUCUGUUUACAUCUCAGGAUGCCAGCGACGCUCAGCAGCCUUCUCUCUCCACCCGCCUCACCCCCUCACCUGUCCUCCUCCCCCGUGUGAUGUCGUAGCACAAACUGUGAAAGUGAACCAUUGCGGAUUCUAUGUAUAUGAGAAAAAAAAAAAAACCUCAAACGUGUGUCCAUGUAGAUGUCAGAAAAAUAACUGCAGUGAGAGAACGUGAUGACGUAAGUGUUCAGAUUCUAGUGUUGAAUGAUGGAUGUGUUUUGGUGUCCCGCCCCCUGCCCCCCUCAGUCCCUCAUGACAGAAGAGGUGCUCUUCUGUGUCCCACUCUGGUUGGCUGAGAGAGGUCGAUGAAGCCCUUGUAGUUUUUUGCAGAAUUAUUGCGUCUUGUUUACAGAAAGGUCCCAUUUAUUGUACAUAGAUUUCUCUGGGUCUCUACUGUGUCUGUCAGUUGAAGAGAAUAUAAAUGUAAAUCUGAAAUGAA